CAAUAGUUCUCGUGGUUUCAUUCUCUCUCUCUCUCUCUCUCUCUCUCUCUCGCCUUUUUAUUUGUGUUCUUGCUCUUAGAAAAAUAUGGCUCAGCAGAAGGUGGUUCUCAAGGUCAUGACUAUGACUGAUGACAAAACAAAGCAGAAAGCCAUUGAAGCUGCCGCUGAUAUAUUUGGGAUUGAUUCAAUAGCAGCAGAUCUAAAGGACCAAAAGCUAACAGUGGUAGGGAUGAUGGAUCCAGUGGCACUGGUGAAGAAGUCCAAGGAAGAGAAAAAAGAAGAAAAGAAAGAGGAGAAAAAAGAGGAAAAGAAAGAAGAGAAAAAGGAGGAGAAGAAGGAGGAGAAAAAAUGAAAAAGCCAAGUUUUUUUUUUUAAUUUCUCAUGGUAAAUUUUCUCCUACUUACAAGAAGGAAAGCAGUAAGUUUUCUAUGAUGUAUGGGCAAUGUAUGAGUUUAUUUAAAUGUAUUGGCGAAGUAAUUAAGAAGAAAAGAAAAAAGUGCAAAUGGAUGUAAUUUGUAAGUGUUGAGAGAUUGAGAAGCAAAUUGGCUUUGGUGGUGGUGAGGAGAGGAGAUGAUAAGAUCGGCAAUUUUGUCAUCUUUGAAAUGAAGAAAAAAGUGCACAGAGUAAAUAAUAUAUUGUUGUUGGAUGGCAAUGGCAUCAUAUUUUGUGGCGCCUACUAAAGCCAAGAUUAGACAUGCCUCAUGCAAUGCACUCACUUGAAAAAGGAAUUACAUAAAUAAAAAAAUAAUCGUUCCAUUCAGAAUUUCAGAGAGUGACUGGCAUGAAUCUGAUUGAUUGUUUUUCUUUUUUUGCAAUAUAAUUUUUAAUUGUUGAAA
Prunus mume (Japanese apricot) is the source of this 836-nucleotide messenger RNA. RefSeq names its product Copper transport protein family. Lineage: Eukaryota; Viridiplantae; Streptophyta; Magnoliopsida; Rosales; Rosaceae. Gene Ontology annotation, molecular function: metal ion binding. The record is from RefSeq and is a predicted model, not a curated record.